This is a messenger RNA of Lindgomyces ingoldianus, 2585 nucleotides long. Its product is annotated as SPX-domain-containing protein. Gene Ontology annotation, cellular component: vacuolar transporter chaperone complex; fungal-type vacuole membrane. The record is from RefSeq and is a predicted model, not a curated record. The coding region runs from base 111 to 2471 and encodes 786 amino acids. The transcript is spliced from 4 exons. Gene Ontology annotation, biological process: vacuole fusion, non-autophagic; polyphosphate metabolic process; vacuolar transport. Lineage: Eukaryota; Fungi; Ascomycota; Dothideomycetes; Pleosporales; Lindgomycetaceae.
CACUGCCUCCUUCAAGUGUGUUUUAGCGCUUGUAUAUCCCUAGUCCCUUUAGUGUUUUGCGUUCGAGCGGUGUGCAAGCACGCAAUUGCCCUGCUGGCAUCCUACCCAGCAUGAGAUUCGGCCAGCAGCUCAAGAGCUCGCUCGUAAAGGGGUGGAUCUUCCACUACAUCAAUUACGACGACCUCAAGGAUGCCCUGCGCAAAGCAGCGCCCUGGGACGAGAAGGCCGAGCAGAUGUUUGUACAGAAGCUCGAGGGCGAAUUAGAUAAAGUGUACACUUUCCAGCAAGUCAAGAGCGAUGAGAUAAUCCGGCGCAUUGCGGCAUCAGAGAAAGAGGUCAAAGAUGUUGUGGCUAUGGCGGACGAGAACGGGGGGAGGAGUGCCGAUGAUAGCCCCACUGAGGAGGACUUUGAGCUGCUGGAGGAAGACCUGAGCGAUAUCAUUGCCGAGGUGCACGAUCUGGCUAAGUUCACGCAGCUCAACUACUCGGGCUUCCAGAAGAUCAUCAAGAAGCAUGAUAAACAAACCCGCUGGGUCCUCAAGCCCGUCUUCGCAGCCCGCCUCAAGCGCAAGCCCUUCUUCCAGGACAACUACGACGCCUUCAUCGUCAAGCUCUCUAGGCUGUACGACACGGUUCGAACCCGAGGCAGCCCCGUCAAAGGCGACUCCGCGGCUGGAGGCAAGCAGCAGAACUUCGUGCGCCAGACCACCAAAUACUGGGUGCAUCCAGACAACAUUACCGAGCUGAAGCUCAUCAUUCUCAAGCAUCUGCCGGUCCUAGUGUUCAACCCGAACAAGGAGUUUGCGCAGGAUGAUAGCGCUAUCACCUCGAUCUACUUUGAUAAUCCGAGCACGUGGGAGCUUUACCAGGGCCGGCUGAAGAAGACGGAGGGCGCUGAGGCCAUCCGUCUGCGGUGGUAUGGUGGCAUGCAGAGCGAGUCGAUCUUUGUAGAACGGAAAACCCAUCGGGAGGACUGGACUGGGGAAGAGUCUGUGAAGGCUCGAUUUAAGCUCAAGGAGAAGAACAUUAAUGCAUAUUUGCGUGGAGAACUGACUCCGGAGAAGGUGUUUGAGAAGGAGCGGAAAGAUGGCAAGAGGCCCGAAAAAGACAUCGCCUCAGACGAACGGCUUGCAAGGGAAAUCCAAUAUCGUGUCCUCACACGCCAUCUCGUCCCCGUGACCCGAUCCUUCUACCACCGCACCGCCUUCCAGCUCCCCGGCGACGCUCGAGUCCGAAUUUCACUCGACACUGAACUCACCAUGACGCGCGAAGACAACCUAGACGGCCGCCACCGUGCGGGAGACAACUGGCGCCGCAUGGACAUCGGCAUCGACUGGCCCUUCUCCCAGCUCCCCCCCGAAGACAUCGAGCGUUUCCCCUACGCCGUUCUCGAAGUCAAGCUCCAAACCCAAGCCGGCCAAGAACCCCCAGAAUGGAUCCGCGAACUCACCGCUUCCCACCUUGUCGAAGCUGUCCCCAAAUUCUCCAAAUAUAUCCACGGCACCGCAACACUGAAUCCUUCGCGAAUUAAACUCCUCCCGUAUUGGGCUCCACAAAUGGACGUCGAUAUCCGGAAAGCGGUGAGCCAUAAAUUUGGCAUCGAAAGACCGGGCGCAAGCAACGAUAUUAGCACGAGCGGGAACUUGGGCGACGAUAGCGAGGACGAAGACGCUACGAGCAGCCUACCCACCAUUGCUGGCCAUGAGGAAGACGAGGGGAUUCGGCGACUCCGUGAAGCUCGUGAUACCUUGGAACAACACAACAUCGAGCAACAGCGCGACUACGGCACUAUAACCAACGGACAAGGCCCCAAUGCCUUAGACAUCGAGGAACGGAUUUCCGCACCGCCUCUGCUGCAAGAUGAUUACCCGAUUUACGACUCAGAGAGUGAGGACGAGGAUCUGGAAGAGAUGAGGAGAGUGGGCGGAUGGUAUUAUAGAUCGAAGUUGAUUCAGCAGAAAGCCAAGGACUUUGGAAAAACUGUACUUGAGGUGGGGAAGAUGCUGAUACCGCGUCCUAGGCCAACGAAUGUGGCGGGUAAUGGAUCUAAUCUCGGGGUCCCGAAUUGGAAACAGCCGGGUGAAGUAAAGCGCUUCAAGGCGCCGAAGGGAAAACGCAUCCAUGUCCCCGUCCGCGUCGAACCCAAAGUCCACCUAGCCACCGAACGCACUUUUCUCUCCUGGCUGGAGUUCAGCAUCCUCCUCGGCUCCAUCGCCGCCACCCUCCUCAAUUUCGGCGACGACCUCGCUCUCGCUGCUGCAUGGGCGUUCACGAUUGUGGCAUGCUGUGCGCUGUUUUAUAGCGCCGGGUUGUAUUUGUGGAGGGUGAGGAUGAUCAGGAAAAGGAGGGCGGUUACGUAUCAUGAUCGUUGGGGACCGACGUUGCUUUGUUUGGGGUUGCUGGCCGCAGUGGGUGUGAGUUUUGGGUUUAGGAUUGCCGGAGGGGGUUGGAAGGGGGGGUUGAAGGGUUGAUGAGUGGAGGAGAGUAGUUGAUGAUCUGGGUGGAGUUCAUUGGCUAAGGGGUACGGGAAAUUGUAUCAUAGGCUAUUUUGGAUGUCCGUAUUGCAUUGCUCGCAUAGAAUCACG